Molecule: messenger RNA, 768 nt
Organism: Closterium sp. Naga37s-1
Lineage: Eukaryota; Viridiplantae; Streptophyta; Zygnematophyceae; Desmidiales; Closteriaceae
Source: the annotation of a GenBank genome assembly
AUGUGCUUACUGCCUCCCAUGUGCUUUACUGGCCUCCAUGUGCUUACUGCCUCCCAUGUGCUUACUGCCUCCCAUGUGCCUUACUGCCUCCCAUGUGCUUACUGCCUCCCAUGUGCUUACUGCCUCCCAUGUGCUUACUGCCUCCCAUGUGCUUACUGCCUCCCAUGUGCUUACUGCCUCCCAUGUGCUUACUGCCUCCCAUGUGCUUACUGCCUCCCAUGUGCUUACUGCCUCCCAUGUGCUUACUGCCUCCCCCAUCAUGCACUCCCAUGUGCUUACUGCCUCCCAUGUGCUUACUGCCUCCCAUGUGCUUACUGCCUCCCAUGUGCUUACUGCCUCCCAUGUGCUUACUGCCUCCCAUGUGCUUACUGCCUCCCAUGUGCUUACUGCCUCCCAUGUGCUUACUGCCUCCCAUGUGCUUACUCUGCCUCCCAUGUGCUUACUUGCCUCCCAUGUGCUUACUGCCUCCAAUGUGCUUACUGCCUCCCAUGUGCUUACUGCCUCCAUGUGCUUACUGCCUCGCCUGGCUUACCCUGCCUCCCAUGUGCUUACUGCCUCCCUGUGCUUACUGCCUCCCAUGUGCUUACUGCCUCCCAUGUGCUUACGCCUCCUGUGCUUACAUGCCUCCCAUGUGCUUACUGCCUCCCAUGUGCUUACUGCCUCCCAUGUGCUUACUGCCGUCCCAUGUGCUUACUGCCUCCCAUGUGCUUACUGCCGUCCAUGUGCUUACUGCUCCAUGUGCUUACUACUGCCUCCCAUGUGCGUUAA